This is a messenger RNA of Hipposideros armiger (great roundleaf bat), 2005 nucleotides long. It is a transcript of the gene ZNF784, whose product is annotated as zinc finger protein 784. Gene Ontology annotation, cellular component: nucleus. Gene Ontology annotation, biological process: regulation of transcription by RNA polymerase II. NCBI's taxonomy places the organism in Eukaryota, Metazoa, Chordata, Mammalia, Chiroptera, Hipposideridae. The coding region runs from base 20 to 988 and encodes 322 amino acids. The transcript has 2 exons. The record is from RefSeq and is a predicted model, not a curated record. Gene Ontology annotation, molecular function: RNA polymerase II transcription regulatory region sequence-specific DNA binding; DNA-binding transcription factor activity, RNA polymerase II-specific.
GGCGGGGCCUGAGCACAAGAUGGCCGCUACGCGUUCGGAGGCCCCGAGUCCGAGCUCGGCGGCCCCGGAGCCGCGAUCCCCGGAGCCGCCGGACCUGGUACUGUUACCUGAUGACAGCCGUCCCACCACACCCCCAACUGACCUCAUCGAGAUCCAGGUGGUGAAGGUGACAGACACCACACUAGUACCUGAACCCCCGGAGCCAGGUUCCCUUCACUGUGCCUUGUGCCCAGCUGCCUUCCGGCUGGUCUCCGAGCUGCUGUUCCAUGAACAUGGCCACCUGGCCGGGGCUGAGGGUGGUGGUCAGGGUGGGGACCUAAGCCGGUGUCAUGUCUGUGGCCACAGCUGCCCGGGCCCCGCCAGCCUCCGCGCCCACUACAGCCUGCACACGGGAGAGCGCCCCUACCGCUGCGCCCUCUGCCCCCGGGCCUUUAAGGCCCUGGCGCCUCUACUGCGGCACCAGCACCGGCACGGGGUGGAGCCGGGGACCUCUCAGAGGCCCCUGGAAACGACGGCGACUCGGGGACAGAGGCCAGGGGUACCCCCAGAGCGGUCGGAGGUAGUGAUGGCAGCGGCAGUGGCGGGCGCAGCUGUGGGGAAGCCCUUUGCCUGCAGGUUCUGCGCCAAGCCGUUCCGCCGCUCCUCAGACAUGCGCGACCACGAGCGUGUGCACACCGGCGAGCGGCCCUACCACUGCGGUGUCUGUGGCAAGGGCUUCACGCAGUCAUCGGUGCUGAGCGGCCAUGCCCGCAUUCACACGGGCGAGCGCCCCUUCCGCUGCGCCCUCUGCGAUCGCACUUUCAACAAUUCCUCCAACUUCCGCAAGCACCAGCGCACCCACUUCCAUGGCCCGGGCCCCGGGCUCAUAGACUCUGGAAGCCAGCUCGUGGCGGGGGCGGAGGGGCCAGGGAGUGGGUGCGGGGCGGGAAACACUCUGGAAGAGGGGCAUGGGGAAACAGCGACUAUGAAGGUGGAGGUUGACCAGUAGGCCGGGAGAGCAGGGACACUGGUUGUCAACAUGGGAGGUAGGAGGUGGAUUGCAGGGGAGGGGGUGGGUGGGACAAGGAGGCGAGUGACAGAAGACCGGAGACUGGGCGAGAGAGAACACAAGGCCAUGAACAGUGUGGGAGAGCAGAGAGAUGGCCAGAUUGAGGGUGCCCACAAACCCACAGGGCACCUGCAAGAGAUUCAGAGAAAGGCACAGACUGCCCUGUGGAUGUCCAGCUAAAUGCAAGGAUCACAGGAUGGACGUCAUUGCCCCAUCUGCCUGCUCCUUGGGUCGUCCUUGUGCAAGACACAGUAUGUCACAACAAAGCCUGCACACUACACAGGGGGAGCCAGGGUUGAGUGGAAGGGCAGAUACAGGGUCUACCAUAGUGUUCCCUGGACAGACCUUCAUCUGCAGAACGCUGUACUGUCUUGGGGCCUAGGGUGGACCAGGAUGGAAUCUUUUGCCUACCUCACUGGGUUGCAUUGAACAUGAGAUGCCUACCCACCCAACCUCAGGCAGAAGACACCAGCCAGGUCCUCCAUAAAAGACUGGGAUCCCAUCACCUUGAAGCCAGAGGGUCCCCAAGUCAUAGCUGAGAGCACUUGAGCUUCAAGGAUGUAAUUGUGACCAACCAUAUGUUUCUGGACUCCAAGAGCUGCUACCCCUGCUCCCAUGGUGGUCCCCCCUUAAUCCACCAGACUCCUCUUCCCAGGCAACUGAGAAUGCAGACAGCCAACAACUGCCUAACACCCCCUCCUAAAGCUUUAGUCUCAGAGCCCACGGCUCCCCAUGUCUACAAUAGCCUCAGGUUUCUCUAAUGUCCUCCACUCCCAGUCAGAAGCAAACAACAUACUGCCUGGUCCCAGGCUACUCCAAGGAAGAGUCAUCGGAUGGCAGCAUGGUGGCUGGCUGGUGUGCGGUGCGUGUGCAAUGAGAGUGGGGGUGGGGGAGGACUUGGGAGCUGGAAGUGGAAGCCUCCAGUUCUAUUCCUAUUAAAGGACUUUCUGAAGGGUU